UUGUUUGAAAUCAUUUAAUCAAGUUUAAAAGAAAACUAUUAUUACAUUAAUUUUUUAAAAAGUAACUUGAUUCAAGUAAAAAUAAUAAUAAUAAAAAAUAUGAAAUUAGACCUUAUAAAAUGGGCAAGUAGACUAUUUUUUGAUUAGAAGUGUUAUGUUUGCCACAUUUUUAUAAAAUUUUUGCAACCAAUCAUAUAUAGUAACUUGUUACUAAUUCUAAUUUGAAACUACCAGCAAAUGUGUUGUAUAAAUGUUAUAGAGUGUUGUAUAAAUGUUAUGGAUAUAAUAUUUCUCUUUUUUUUUUUCAGUCAAUCCACUUGGCUCAAAAAUCCAACUAAUUUCAAAUAUUUUAUUUUUUAAACUAAACACGUGUGGUAGCCUACAUGGGUGUUUAGGUGGCAUAAAAUUAAAUACUUUAAUAUCUUUGUUAGUCAAGCCAUUUGUUUUUUUUUCAUUUAUCACUUAAUUUAAGGAUUAUUUUGACAUAAUGCCAAAAUGUUGAAGAUUAAAAUCAUUAAAUAGAUACAUUUGAAAUAUUAGGAAUCAUUUCCUUUCAAAAAAAAUAUUAGGAGUCAUUUUGACAAACAAGUUAAUGACUAAAACAUAAUUUGCACCAAAUUGAUAAUAUAUUAAGUAUGCAUCAUCAGCAGCGACAUUUAGAAAAAACUUCCAUCACGCUGAAUUUGUACACAUAUAUACAAACAAAUAUUCAUUAGAGAGUAGAGACACACCGCACAUUCUUUCUUUCUUUUUUUGAUAAUCAGAGACCACACAUUCUACUUUCACACAAAAAUCCUGUACUGGACAAAGAGGAAAAAACACACCUGCUACAAAUAUCCCAUUGAGAAAAUGACAGGCCCCAAAAGUUUGAGCAGAAUUAUAACUUUUAUCAUAAUAUGUUCAUGUAACAAGUUAUAAGUGAUAAAAUUGUGGAUCAACCAUUUUUACUUUGCUACUCACGACUUGUUAUGUGAAUAAGUUGUAACAAAAGUUAUAGUACUAACUUUUUAUCAAAAAUUUAUACAAAUUUUUGCUCUAAUUCUCUAUAGUAAGUGGUGAGUUGUAAGUAGGAGAGACAUGAACGAGUUGUAAGUUGAAGAGAUGUGAACUUAUAUGGACCCACCACUCACAUAUUGCAAUGCCGUGAGUUAUGAUAAAAAUCGGGUAAGUUUUUGUGGUCACCAAUCAGCAUUGCUCACAAAAAAUCUUUCAUUUCAAACUGUCGAAACAGUGGUAACACCACUUCACAGUGUCAACUUAACACCACUUCACAGUGUCAACUUAACACCACUCUCCGGAUUCCUUCCUUUAACGCUCUGUAUAAUCCUAUCGUCUAUAUAUAUGUCCCAACUCUCACUCUUCUCAGCAACUCCUUCAACAAACACAAACGCCACUCUUUGCUUAUUAUAUCUACUGCAGUCUGCAACACAACUUAGUGAGAAACAAAGAGUUUUUUUUAGUGUAUUUCACUCCUAUAAAUUAAGUCCCUUUUGAGAUUUAGCUUUGUUUUAGACAUACAUGGAUGUUUUAAGACAUUACUCUGAUCCUCAAUAUCUAAUGGGGUCUGAUAUUUGUUCCUGGGAGUUUGAGAGUGGCAGCGAUCGCAUUGUGAACUUGUCAGACGAGGAGGUCAUGUUGGCUUCCCAUAAUCCUAAAAAACGAGAUGGGAGAAAGAAGUUUAAGGAGACAAGACACCCAGUGUAUCGUGGAGUGAGGAGGAAGAACCCGUGGAAAUGGGUUUGUGAAAUGCGAGAGCCAAAUAAGAAGUCGAGGAUUUGGCUUGGGACUUUUCCCACAGCAGAAAUGGCCGCGCGUGCACAUGAUGUGGCAGCUAUCGCUCUCCGUGGCAAGUCCGGGUGUCUAAAUUUUGCUGACUCGGCGUGGCGGCUUCCGGUUCCAGCAUCGGCGGCAGCAAAGGAUAUUCAGAGGGCGGCAGCGGAGGCGGCUGAGGCAUUUCGGCCUGCGGAGUUGGAUAGAGUUUUUGGGGAUGAAUCGAGAUGGAAGUUUGAAAGUGCAGAGGCCGCAGCUGUGGUUGUGGCAGCCGCAGCAGUGGCUGCUACAGAAGUAGUGGUGGAGAUGGAGGAGGAAGGUGUAUAUUUUAUGGAUGAGGAGGCGGUUUUUGGCAUGCCGGGGUUGUUGGCAAAUUUGGCAGAGGGGAUGUUGUUGCCUCCACCUCAUUGUUAUGAUGGAGAUGACAUGGGAACUGAUACUGACAUGUCCUUAUGGAGUUACUCAAUUUGAUUGAACUGAAUUAAGCUUAAUAGUAUUGAGCUUAAUUCAGCACUUUCUCAUAAAAAAGAAGCAGCUUAAUUUAGCAUAUAGAAGGGUUGCUUAUUGGGAAUAAUUUUUAUUCUUCAUUCUUAUUGUUUUUGAUUAAGUGCGGUGUUAUGGGGAAAAUCAUAAAUUGUGGGAAAAGCCCCAGAAAAAUGCUGCAUUAUUAAUUUAUAUAUGUUGGAUGUGUGGGAAUGUUGGAGAUGGCGUAGCCAUAUUGAACAAAAGAAUUAUAAUCCAUUUUCCAUGAUGUAUGGUAUAAUGGACAUUUUUGCAAAAUAAGUUUGUACUUCAAUAUUUAAUCUAUCUACCCAUUUGGGGCAUUUACAUCAAUCUAUGAAAGAAAGUUGUUCAA
This is a messenger RNA of Quercus robur (English oak), 2626 nucleotides long. RefSeq names its product dehydration-responsive element-binding protein 1B-like. NCBI's taxonomy places the organism in Eukaryota, Viridiplantae, Streptophyta, Magnoliopsida, Fagales, Fagaceae. The transcript has a single exon. Gene Ontology annotation, molecular function: DNA binding; DNA-binding transcription factor activity. Bases 1519 to 2241 code for a protein of 240 amino acids. The record is from RefSeq and is a predicted model, not a curated record. Gene Ontology annotation, biological process: regulation of DNA-templated transcription.